Molecule: messenger RNA, 1614 nt
Organism: Austrofundulus limnaeus
Lineage: Eukaryota; Metazoa; Chordata; Actinopteri; Cyprinodontiformes; Rivulidae
Product: protocadherin gamma-B7
Exons: 2
Coding region: 1-1614 (537 amino acids)
Biological process (GO): homophilic cell-cell adhesion
Cellular component (GO): plasma membrane
Molecular function (GO): calcium ion binding
Source: RefSeq, a predicted model, not a curated record
AUGAGGAGAGGACUGCUUGUGGGGGACGUGGCAAAAGACCUGGGCUUGGAUGUGAAAAGGCUGGUGUCUGGUCGAGCUCGUCUGGUCAUAGAUGAGGAAAAUCAGUACGUCGCUCUGAACCAGAACAAAGGACACCUCGUUGUGAAUGAAAGGAUCGACCGAGAAAAGCUCUGCGCCAUGAAAUCGCCGUGCAGCUUCGGGUUGGAAAUCGUCAUCGAAGAUCCCCUCGAGCUGUUUUCCGUCACGAUUGAAGUGCAAGACAUAAACGAUCACGCUCCCGACUUUCCCAAAAAGGAAAUUAAUUUAGAAAUCAGCGAAUCGACGCCCGCGGGGGCCGCGUUCCUGCUCGAGAGCGCAACUGAUCCCGACGUGGGAAUAAACUCGCUGCAGAGCUACUCUUUAAAAGAAAACCCGCAUUUUGUACUCAGACAGCAUGCCGGUGCUGAUGGGAGGAAAUACGCGGAAAUGGUGCUUCAGAGCGGGUUGGACCGCGAGAAGCAAAGCGAGCACACGCUGGUUUUAUCAGCAGCAGAUGGGGGAGAACCGCAGAAGUCAGGGACGGUCAAGAUCCACGUGUCUGUUUUAGAUGCGAAUGACAACGCGCCCAUUUUCACACAACUGAUAUAUAAAACAUCUGUUCUGGAAAAUAUGUUGCCAGGCACAGUUAUUAGAGUCAGCGCUAAAGAUGAYGAUCAGGGUUAUAACGGGGAGGUUACUUACUCCUUUACCCAUCUGGAGGAGGGUUCAUCCUGCCCUUUCGAGAUCAACUCACACACCGGAGACAUUAAACUCACGGGUGAGCUUGAUUAUGAGAUUUAUCCGAGUUAUGAAUUAAACCUUCAAGCUAAAGAUCCGUGGGGAUUAUCAGGCGCGAGUAAAUUAUUAGUAGAAGUGGUGGAUGUGAACGAUAACAGCCCCGUGAUCACACUGACGUCAUAUUCAGGCAAGAUUUCAGAAGAUUCACCUCCUGGAACCGUUGUGGCGUUGAUUAGUGUCCAGGAUAAGGACUCGGGGAGGAACGGACAGGUGCGGUUAACACUAGAUGAAAACCUCCCUUUCAGAAUAAAAUCCUCCCUAAGAAAUUAUUAUACAUUAGUCACGGAUCAAAUAAUUGACAGGGAAAAACGAUCCAAAUACAACAUCACCCUCACUGCCACUGAUGAAGGUUAUCCUGUCUUAUCAAGCAGAAAUGAAUUAAGUUUAGAUGUGACUGAUAUUAAUGACAACGCUCCAGAUUUUAGUCAAAAUUAUUACAGCACUCAGGUGAUGGAGAACAACCAUCCAGGCAUUUCUCUGUUGCAGAUCCACGCCACGGAUCCAGAUCAGGGUCCGAAUGCGCGCAUUUCUUUUUUUCUUUCUGACGGUGAAAUUAACGGAAGUCCGGUGUCUGCUUACUUCUCGGUUCAUUCAGAAAGUGGGGUGGUUCAGUCUUUGCGUUCACUUGACUAUGAGCAAAUGAAAGAGUACAAAAUACUAGUCAAAGCUCAGGAUGGAGGCUCUCCUCCACUCAGCAGCAACGUGACUGUUAAAAUCCUGAUCCAGGACCAGAACGAUAACCCCCCUCAGCAUCUCUAUCAUUCUCAUAUUUUGUCCUUAGUAAAAACACAAACCUAA